GGGGCUUGACCGUUUGAGGUCGGGUCACUACAUCGACACCUUGUCCUCAAGCGAUGUGUUGGAUGAGUUUAUUGCCAUGAAGAUCUUGAACAAGACCGCCAACAACGCUCUAGCUCAUGUCCAACGGUCAAAGAAAGCCUCACACAAUCUAGAUUUGAAGGCCAAGGCAAUUCCGGAAGAAGAAGAAGAAGAAGAAGAAGAAGAAGAAGAAGAAGAAGAAGAAGAGGAAGAAGAAGAGAGUUGCCCCGAAGACACCAAAUAUGCUUACCACGAGCACAUGGCUCUUGCAUCAAGGCAAUUUUGGGGCAACAAGAGAAACUCAAGGCUCAACUUCUCCAAGAACAACUCAAGUGGCUCCGAGGGCAAGCAAUGCGUGAGAACAUGCUACAAUUGUGGCAAUGUGAGUCACUUUGUGAUGGAUUUCCCCUACGAGAAGAGGGAAGACAAUGGUGGCAAGCUUAGUCACAAAGACAAGGCCAAGUCCUUCCCCAACAAGAACAACUUCACCAAGAAGGUGACACGAAAGGGGUUGGUUGCACAUGAAGAGUACAUCUUCGAUGAUGAUGAUGAUGAUGCAAGUGGCGAAGGAAUGGCGACGACCUCCAUGGCCAUUGCCACCUCUUCCCCAACCAAGGUGUCACUCUUUCACCCUCCCAACAAGAACCUCAUCCCCAUGUGCCUCAUGGCUAAAGGCAUCAACAAGAAGGCACUUUGAAACCGUCAUAUUUGGUCGAGCGAGUACUCCUGCGCAAAACAAUGAAGCCACAACAGCUACUGCACCACCACCGCCCACCCCAAUACAGGUGAUUCAGCAUAUUGGCACAGCCCUCUGUGCCAUCCCGGCUUCGGAGCUCUCGGAGGAAGCUCUCCUUUCUGAUAAGGAGACGGGGCCAUCUUCGGCCUCUGCCUAGCCUUCCUUUUCUUCUUCUGCUCUCGCUACUUUUUAUGGUUCUGUCAGUCAAUUGGAACGUUCUUUGCUGGAAUGUCUGGGGUUUGAACUCUCCUGCUAAGCAGCUAGCCCUGACCAACGCCAUACACUCUAGUGGGUGUGCUGUGAUUUGCUUGCAAGAAACUAAAAUGGCCUCUUUUGAUAAUGCGUUCAUUAAAUCCUGCUGUCCAAGACGCUACGAUAAGUUUGCUUUUGUCCCCUCCAGGGGAGCCUCUGGUGGUCUCGUGACAAUCUGGAACAGCUCCAUU
Molecule: messenger RNA, 1197 nt
Organism: Aegilops tauschii subsp. strangulata
Lineage: Eukaryota; Viridiplantae; Streptophyta; Magnoliopsida; Poales; Poaceae
Source: RefSeq, a predicted model, not a curated record